UGUUGUUGCGUUGGUCGCCAUGCGAUCCAGGUCAAGAACAGCUUGAGCUGCGUUUGAACCACACCACCACACCCUCGUUUCUUCAUCUACCCUUCGCCGUAUUAUGACAGACAUCUCUUCGAUCAGGCCGCAUGCUGAUUCGCAGCUGACAUCAGUUGCGCCGCUGGCGCCCUACUCUCCUGCCCUUGCCAACGGCCACGCUGGCUUCGACACUCAGGAUGUGCAGGAUACACAAGAAAGCUACACCAUCAAGUGCAUCUGCGGCUUCGAGGAUGACGAUGGAAACACCGUGCUCUGCGAAAAAUGCAAUUCGUGGCAGCACAUUGCCUGCUACUACGGCACUGACAAGGUCCCAGAGGUCCACGAAUGUAACGACUGCCUUCCUCGCAAGCUCGAUGCCAGCGCUGCAAGAGACCGUCAAAGAACGAUACGCGAUCCCGGAAAUGCCAAUGACAAGAAGAUCAAGAAACCAGCGUCUAAGAGCCACAAGAAGAAGGGCAAAGAAUCCAUCUCAACAAUACAAAUCAACGGCUGGGCGCACGAUAAGAAUGACCACUUUGUGCAAGACCGUAAAAGUGGAAGCCCCAGAGAUCAACCUCCCACCAAACGGCAGAAAUCGUCCCAUAAACCCUCUCCCUCCGUCCCAUCAUUAAACAAUGCCUCCUCUAUCGCACCGCCAAGGAAACGAGCUGGAUCGACCUUGGUCAACGGCCAAAGUCCCGUCAAGUCGCCUCCAACGCCACAAUCAAACGGUCAUUGUGGAGACUACUUUUCUUCCGAGUUCUUACAACUCUAUCGCGGUGAACCCCAUACUGAGGUGUCAGAAAACCGUUACGAAGACAUUCAGAUGCCGAAAGAUCUGCUCGAAUGGCUCGAAGACCCAGAGACAUUAGCCCAGGUCACUGAUGGAAAGAAACCCCAAGAGGUGUUCCAACGGCUCGAAGCUUCGAUCCAAGAGCUGGACAGUUGCGCACCACGAAUAGACGAACAUUCGCACGAGGAUACUGACACCAAAGUUGAAGGAUCUGGAUUGUGUCCAAUAUGGAGGUGGCUUACGGUCGAGGACCCCGUUGCAGAAGGCCACUACAUUGGUGAGCUUCGGGGCCGAUUAGAGCGCAAAGAGCGAUACAUUUCUGAUCCUUUGAAUCGUUGGCAUACGCUACGGCACCCAGAGCCUUUCGUAUUCAUCCCACCAUACCUUCCUCUCGCCAUCGACACACGCAAAGAAGGAACAAUGAUGCGAUACGUACGACGAAGCUGUGAUCCCAACGUGGAACUUCGAACGUUCAUUGCUGAUCGCAACUACCACUUUUGCUUCAUUUCCCUCCGAGACCUUCAAGCAGGCGAAGUGCUCACUGUCAAAUGGGACCUGGACACUGACAUUGCGCGACGCGUUCAACAGCAAGCCGAGAAUGGUAAUGUUGCUGUGAAUGGCAUUCACAAAAUGGAGGACUUAUCGCGAUGGGCGACUGGUGCUCUCAAGAACUUUGGAGGCUGUGCUUGCGGUCGAGAAGCUGUCGAUUGCUUGUUGGAGCGGGCGCAUCGCACUGACGGCCAGUAUGCGGUGUUGGACACUUCUGGCCGCAGAAAGCCGAAGAAAGGCAGGAAGCAGCAGAUCUCUCCUAUCAGCACUGGUCAUGCGACGAACAGUCGAGCUGGCUCCGAGGCAAUACACCGCAUGGAUCUUGACGACGACAAUGCAGAUACCCGGUCUACAUACAGCUCAUCCCGAAGCAAACCGGCCAGUCGUGACAACACACCCAUGACUGCGCACUCCUUGGCCGAUGGCAAUGCGGAGCCAACAGACCGCGAGACCAGAAAAAUGCUUGCACUCAUCAGGUCCUCUGAACAGCAUGAAUCGGAACAAAAUCAUGGCAACAAGCGGAAAAAGAGGAACAGCGGUGGGUCAACACUAAAUACACCCAGCGUUUCCUCAUCGAAACAAAUCGGCCAGCAUGAACCGUCUCCUCCCACUCGUCGCCCUGUCGCGAGCCGAAAAGUACCAAAGAAACCUGCCGCCCUGCGUGUGAAGCCCCGCCCGCCAUACCAUGAUCAAGAGGUGCAAACAGACGAGAUAAUGUCUCAACGUCCAUCAGUGGUCUUUAAGCCUUUUAUCUCUCCAGCUCGAGCUCAACUGACAAGGGCAAGAGAGGAACGGUUACGAAGAGAGGAAUUGGAGAAGCGCCGCGCUGCAUCUAUGAGCAAAUCUGUUCCGCCCUCACCAGGAUCUGCGAGUUCCAAUAGCAAGGCUGCUUCAUCCCCAGUCCAAGACUCGAAAUCGUCUACCACUUCAGCAGGACCAGACGCUGAGGUGCAAGACACUGAGAUGAAGGACGCCGACGCCGACGCCGACGCCGAGAACCAACCGAUUCCAGUGGAGGCGGGUUCCCUUCAUGAUACUCAUGAUCAUCAGAUGGAGACAGCCCCGGAACCGCAAGCUGCUCAUCCUCAAAUACAGCCGCCGCCGCCACCAUGGGAACCAAAAUUGGAGGAUUCAGUCGAUGAAUCAAAGCCUCUCGCAUCAUCUCAAAGGCCGUCGUCCGACUUACACGUCGAGCUUCCCACACCAGAGAUUUCACCUCAACCUAUAACAACCGCUCCACUCACCGCUACGCCUGCGUCUCUUGCUCCUCCCACGGGUCCGGUAUCUUCUCAGUCACCAUCAGCGCCGAGCCAGCCACCUGUCCUCUCGCCUUCUGUCAGUAAUGCUGUUGCUCCCAGUCCUGCGCGAAAGAAGCUCAGUCUUAGCGACUACACGAGCCGUAAAGCCAAGGCGCAGGCAGCCGUUGUCGCUAACAAGAUCCCUGAGCUACCAUCGUCACAGUCAGAGAACGCUGUCGAGUCUUCGUCGCUUUCUCCUGCCACUACGGAGCCCUGCAAAGACGUUGAAAUGAAGGACGUGGCAGCAUCACCGUCUGAACCCGCUUCGACUGAUAUGGCACCACCCAAGGCUCCAGCGUCUCAUCCUCCCCCACCUCUGUUUUCCGGAUAACGCUUUCCACAUUGGUGCAUGAGAUGUUCUCUUUCGCUUACGACCACACGCUUCGAUGUAAAAAUAGUAAUAUUUAUCGACUGGACGCGCACCAUUUCCGUGUGCUACGCUUGAUGCCCCCGCUCAAUAUUUCUU
This is a messenger RNA of Pseudovirgaria hyperparasitica, 3127 nucleotides long. RefSeq lists its product as uncharacterized. The transcript has 2 exons. Bases 104 to 2992 code for a protein of 962 amino acids. Lineage: Eukaryota; Fungi; Ascomycota; Dothideomycetes; Acrospermales; Acrospermaceae. Gene Ontology annotation, molecular function: protein binding. The record is from RefSeq and is a predicted model, not a curated record.